Cinara cedri is the source of this 447-nucleotide messenger RNA. Lineage: Eukaryota; Metazoa; Arthropoda; Insecta; Hemiptera; Aphididae. The record is from the annotation of a GenBank genome assembly.
AUGGCAGGGCCGUUGUCUAAAGCUGGUCAUAGUGUUCGCGACCAGGUUCCCAACUGUGGCAUUAGGCAGUUUGGUCGCUUUCGUGGCUCGGUGAUGAACACUGACCAACCUGGUGUCAGCUCAGUGCGGAACUCCCCUUCAAGUCUCUCCUGGCCUCAGCCUCAGCCGUCCUUUCGUCCUCUUCCUUGCGGUGAAGAAUGUCCUCCACCAUUUGGUAGAAGCAUUACGUGCCCAGUUGAAAGGCAGAGAUUAGCAGCUGGUGUCUCGUCUUCCUUGGACGGUAGAUCGACCGGUCCGCAAAGCAGGUUCUGGACGUCUUUCGGAAUUUAUAGGUUACCUAUAGGUGACAUGGAUGACAAUUUGGUUGUCAUGGACAAGAAAACUAUUCUUCUUAUUAUUAUUAUUCUUAUUCUUAUUAUUAUUACUAUUAUUUACACUAUUGUCUAG